GCUACUUCGGUGGAUGUUGAACAGCUCUUCAGCCGUGGCCGCCUUGUCCUAUCACAUGUCCAUUCUCGCUUAAAUGUGCAGUCCACUCGCGCCCUCUUGUGCUUGAGCUACUGGAGCCGGCUGGGUUUGGUGAAGAACGAAGAUGUUUUAGCUGUUAGCAACCUCACGGAUGUUGUAGGUGACGAGGAGCUAGAACUUGAGGAAGGAUGGGACCAAAUACAGUUAGGGUAG
Suillus discolor is the source of this 231-nucleotide messenger RNA. RefSeq lists its product as uncharacterized. The record is from RefSeq and is a predicted model, not a curated record. The transcript has a single exon. Lineage: Eukaryota; Fungi; Basidiomycota; Agaricomycetes; Boletales; Suillaceae. The annotation marks the transcript as partial.